Messenger RNA from Carica papaya (papaya), 1329 nucleotides. RefSeq names its product Ubiquitin-like superfamily protein. Gene Ontology annotation, molecular function: protein binding. The record is from RefSeq and is a predicted model, not a curated record. NCBI's taxonomy places the organism in Eukaryota, Viridiplantae, Streptophyta, Magnoliopsida, Brassicales, Caricaceae.
GACUCGACUUGUCUGUUGUUCCGGGCUGUAAAAACGUGAUUAACCGCAGAGACUGAGAAACCCCGAUUUCUCAAUCAGAACGAGGAGGAAGCUGACAAACAGCAGUGCUUGAAUUUCAGGCUGGUUUCGAUUUUGAUUUCUACUCACGGUUCAAGUGAUUUUAUACUUCACUUUCUUCUCCAUUCUGAAACGUUUGAACACAUUUCUUUAACCGCAUAUUGCUGCAGUCAUUGUUCGGAGCAGGGUAUUGAGUGCAUUUCUGAGAAUGGCUAUGUAUAUCCGUGUAAAGCGUAGCAAGACAACUUACUUUAUACAGUGUGAUCCAACUGAGACAAUUUUGGACAUCAAGCAGAAAUUGCUAAACCUGAUUGAUCAGCCUGUUAACAAUCAACGGCUAAUCUUAUUAGGGACUGGGGAAACCUUAGAGGAUUCAAAAACAUUGGCAGAUCAAAAGGUCGAAAAUGAUGCUGUCGUGGCAUUAACAUUGAGGAAAGGAACCUGCCUCGUGCCUUUUUGCUGUUGAGUUACGUAUUGCAGUAACUGCACAUAGCAAGGGCAAAACGCAGAUCAUUCUCAGGGAUUGUUACAGUAGUAAAUACAUAAACAACCGAAGCCAAUGCACACUCCGGCACCACCAGGUUCUUUUGAACAUUCCUGCUCGCAUUUCUUCGACUCACAUGUCCCCGGGCUUAUUAUUUUUUGACAAACGUCCUCUGAGUCCGCUGUUCUUGCUGCCUCAACUCCGUGGAUACCCACGUCUUGGCCGAGCUCGGCUGUUUGGGAGGUAAGAAAAGAUGGAAGUUCUGUCAAACUUUUGUAUUCUUGUGCACUUCGGUCUGUUCAAAUUAAUUGAUAGCGGACUCUUUAAGGUACGAAUCUUGUAUUCUCAUUGUGAAUCUUCUUUAUCUUUAAACGCAGCAUCUAUAAAUAUAAAUACAUAUGUGUAUAUAUAUGUAUAUGUAUGUAUUUCCACAGCAAAAUAGUUGCAUUUGUAGGGACUUUUGAAACUCCUCCACUCUUGAAAAGAGAAAGAAAGAGUGCCCAACUGCCCAGACAGGGCUGUCACUGGAUUAUAUAUAUAUAUAUAUAUAUGUGUAUACUCCAGUAUACGGCUGGAUUUAAGUAGAAUUUCAAUAAUUUUGUAAUUGAAAUGAGUGUAAAUCUGUGAAAGAGAAUAUCAGAAAUUAAGAUUUAUUUAUUUCAGAUAAUAAAUUAAAUACUACUAAUUAAUUUGUUGGUAGGAGAAGAACCUGAGAGAAGAAACACGAGCACAAAAGACAUGAAGCACAUCCCCCAAAUCUUCACCAUUCCACUUCCUCUGUGUUAUAA